Messenger RNA from Fukomys damarensis (Damara mole-rat), 2623 nucleotides. It is a transcript of the gene Tars2, whose product is annotated as threonyl-tRNA synthetase 2, mitochondrial. The record is from RefSeq and is a predicted model, not a curated record. Gene Ontology annotation, molecular function: threonine-tRNA ligase activity; ATP binding. Lineage: Eukaryota; Metazoa; Chordata; Mammalia; Rodentia; Bathyergidae. Gene Ontology annotation, biological process: threonyl-tRNA aminoacylation. The transcript has 17 exons. Gene Ontology annotation, cellular component: cytoplasm; mitochondrion. The coding region runs from base 36 to 2435 and encodes 799 amino acids.
AUCAUCUGAGGAUGUAGGCGCUAGUUCGAAGGAAAAUGCGGCUGUAUCAGAGGUGGCGACCGUUCCUGCUCUUGCUUCGGCUUCCGGGGUUGCAAGCUUACAAGCUACGCACUUUGCAUGAGGCGUCCGUGCCGACCUCUCCUCCUUGGUUGGUGGAGCGGCUUGGCCUUUUUGAGGAGCUAUGGGCCGCUCAGGUAACGAGGUUAGCGAGCACUGCACAGAAGGAAGCACGGACUAUCAAGGUGUCCCUUCCUGGAGGCCAGAAAGUGGAUGCCGUGGCGUGGAGCACAACCCCUUACCAGCUAGCUCGGCGGAUGAGUUUAAAUCUAGCAGAUACUGCACUGGCUGCUGAAGUGAAUGGAGAACUUUAUGAUCUGGAGCGGCCCCUGGAGACAGAUUCUGAUCUCAGAUUUCUGACGUUUGAGUCCCCAGAGGGAAAAGCGGUGUUAUGGCACUCUAGUGCCCAUCUCCUAGGGGCAGCAGCUGAACAAUUCUUGGGUGCUCUUCUCUGCCGAGGUCCAAGUACAGAGCAUGGCUUUUACCAUGAUUUCUUCCUGGGAAAGAAGCGAACAGUCCAGGGCUCACAGUUACCUAUUUUGGAGCAGAUUUGCCAGCGGAUGGCAGCUGAUGCACAGCCCUUCCGGAGGCUGGAGGCUUCCCGGGAUCAGCUGCGCCAGCUCUUUAAGGGUAACCCCUUUAAGCUUCGCAUGAUUGAAGAGAAAGUGACAGGUCCAACAGCCACAGUGUACGGCUGUGGCUUGUUGGUUGACCUUUGCCGGGGCCCCCACCUGCGGCACGCUGGACAGAUUGGAGUGCUGAAGCUGCUCUCGACCUCCUCAGCCCUGUGGAGGUCUCCAGAGAGUCCAGAGCCGCUGCAGAGAGUGUUGGGGAUCUCCUUCCCCACUGCGGGGCUGCUGAGGGCCUGGGAAGCGCAGAGGGAGGAAGCGGAGUCUCGGGAUCACAGGCGCAUCGGGAAGGAACAGGAGCUCUUCUUUUUCCAUGAACUGAGCCCCGGGAGCUGCUUCUUCCUGCCACGUGGGACCAGAGUGUACAAUGCCCUGGUGGCCUUCAUCAGGGCUGAGUACGCCCGCCGUGGUUUCUCAGAGGUGAAAACACCCACGCUGUUUUCUGUGCGACUGUGGAAACAGUCUGGGCACUGGGAGCACUACAGGGAAGACAUAUUUGCCCUGCAGCCCCAGGGCUCUGACGGGCCCGCGGGCUCCCAGAGUGACCACCCUGCCGGGCAUCCCGUGGAGACACUCGCCCUCAAGCCCAUGAACUGCCCUGCACACUGCCUGAUGUUCGCCCACCGGCCCAGAUCCUGGCGGGAGCUGCCUGUGCGAUUAGCCGACUUUGGAGCCCUGCACCGAGCUGAGGCCUCUGGCAGCCUGGGGGGACUGACGCGGCUUCGGCGCUUCCAGCAGGAUGACGCUCACAUCUUCUGUGCCCCAGAGCAGGUGGCCCCUCCUGGCCCCACCAGAGCAUCUCCCGACCCACCUUUAAUUCUCUCCGUGAACCCCAACAUCGGAGCCUUUCAGUUUGCGCUGUGUGUGCUACAGUUCCCUUCCCUCCGCCUACAGCUGUGUCGCAUCCCUGUUUUCGCUGUCUUCCCCCAAGUCACCGUCACUGUGGAUCUCCAGCUGACACCCAUCUCGCCCUCCCUUAUUUCCUGCCCCCAGCUGCAAGCGGAGAUCCACGGCUGCCUUGAUUUCCUCCGCUCUGUCUAUGAUGUCCUCGGCUUCUCCUUCCGCCUGUCGCUGUCCACCCGGCCGUCAGGCUUCCUGGGGGAGCCUCACGUUUGGGACCACGCAGAGCAGGUCCUGCAGCAGGCCUUAGAGGAGUCUGGAAGACCCUGGGCCCUCAAGCCUGGAGAUGGUGCCUUCUAUGGGCCUAAGAUUGAUGUGCACCUCCAGGAUGCCCUGGGCCGGCCCCAUCAGUGUGGGACGAUCCAGCUGGACUUCCAGCUACCCCUGAGAUUCAACCUCCAGUACAAGGGGCAGGCGGGGUCCCUGGAGCGCCCAGUCCUCAUCCACCGGGCCGUGCUCGGGUCCGUGGAGAGGCUGCUGGCGGUGCUGGCCGAGAGCUGUGGAGGGCAAUGGCCCCUGUGGCUGUCCCCAUUCCAGGUGGCUGUCAUCCCUGUGGGGACGGAGCAAGAGGGAUACGCCCGGGAGAUACACCAGAGCCUGCAGGCUGCAGGGCUGGCCAGCGACCUGGACGCUGACCCGGGACUGACUCUCAGCCGGAAAGUCCGCCGGGCCCAGCUCGCUCACUACAAUUUCCAGUUUGUGGUUGGGCAGAAAGAACAGAGUAACAGAACAGUGAACGUUCGCACUCGAGAUAACCGCCGGCUUGGGGAGUGGGACCUGACCGCAGCCGUGCAGCGGCUGUUGGAGCUGCAGAGCGCCAGGGUCUCCAACGCCGAGGAAGUCUUCUGAGCCUGUGCUCAUAGACGAGACAUCUGUGAGAGCCAUCGGCUUCUCCUGACCCAUCCAGUGACAGUCCGCAGCCCUCAGAACUGCGUGCUUGUGCCCCCUGAAGAGACAGUUUCGGGCCUACCGUGGGUAGGAAAUUAGGUUUGGAUUGUGAAGAGAGUAAAAUGAAAAAAAUAAACUUGAAGCUGCGG